Messenger RNA from Closterium sp. NIES-65, 765 nucleotides. Lineage: Eukaryota; Viridiplantae; Streptophyta; Zygnematophyceae; Desmidiales; Closteriaceae. The record is from the annotation of a GenBank genome assembly.
UCCACGUACUGCGCCACGGUGCAGCAGCACUGCGAGAGCGUGGGGCGCAGUGCGCACGUGGUCAACCUCGACCCCGCCGCCGACGAGUUCAAAUACAACGUCGCCAUCGACGUGAGGGAGCUGGUGGCGCUGGAGGACGUGAUGGACGAGCUCAAGCUCGGGCCAAACGGCGGCCUCAUCUACGCCAUGGAGUAUCUGGAGGAGUCGUUGGACGACUGGUUGAAGGGGCAGCUGGACGACUUCCAUGACGACGACUACCUUGUCUUCGACUGCCCCGGGCAGAUCGAGCUGUACUCGCACGUGCCGGUGCUGCGCACGUUCGUGGACCAGCUGAAGCGCUGGGACUUCCACAUCUGCGCCGUCUACCUCAUCGACUCCCAGUUCAUGAAUGACGAGGCGAAGUUCAUAGCGGGCAUGCUGGCGUCGCUGUCAGCCAUGGUGCAGCUGGAGCUGCCGCACAUCAACGUGCUCACCAAGGUCGACCUGCUGCACGACAAACACACCAUCGAAAAGUACCUGGAGCCAGAGGCGGCCAUGCUGCUGGCGGACCUGGAUCGCUCCAUGCCGCCGCGCUUUGCCCGCCUCAACCACGCCAUCGCCCAGCUGGUGGAUGACUACAGCCUUGUCAACUUCCUUCCGCUUGACAUUUCAGACGAAGACAGCAUCCAGUACGUGCUGUCGCAGGUGGACAAUGCCAUUCAGUUCGGGGAGGAUGCUGAUGUCAAGAUUAAGGACGACCCCGACGCUGACUGGGAAGGCGACUGA